UCAACGGAUAUAUGCCAAAGCAGAUCCCUAUUCGAUGCGCAGACAGCCCAUAAACCGUAUUAGAUAUAACUCCAAGUGCCUUCGUUCUUGAAGAGCUCUCUCUCUCUCUGCUGAAAUUCGGGCCGUUUCUGUGAUGCAUAUGCCGAAACAAAAAGUAUGGCCAGCGAGAUCAAGGAUUCAGAAGAGAAGCCCAUUAAUGGCGGGCAUCCGGACGACUUCCAGGUCUCGGGCCCUCGAAAUCUAUCAAAGCCAACCUGGAGAGACAUAAUCAACUCUAGCUGGAGGGAUGAGAAGUACAAGAGGACAGUAAUGGCGUGCUUUAUUCAGGCAGUGUAUCUGGUGGAACUGGACAGGCAAGAAAAGCGAGAAGGAGAAGCGGCCCUGGCACCGAAAUGGUGGGAGCCCUUCAAAUACAAAAUGGCGGAAGUGCUGGUGGACAAGAGAGAUGGCUCUGUGUUUGGAGCCAUUUUCGAAUGGGACCGUUCCGCGGCUCUUUCCGACCUGCUCCUCAUAAGACCACGGAAAGCGCCACGCGCGGUCGUGGCCCUGCGCGGAACGCUCCUGCGGGGGCCGACUAUGCGUAGAGACAUCGAAGACGACCUCCGAAUUUUAACCACGGAAAAUUUGCGUGGCUCGUGUAGAUUCAAAAUCACUUUGGAGGUCGUUAGGAACGCCGUUGCUCGGCACGGAAGCGCAAAUGUAUAUAUGACGGGGCAUUCUUUGGGGGCGGGGCUUGUUUUGCAGGUGGGAAAAGCCCUAGCUGAGGAAGAAAUUUAUGUUGAAGCUCAUCUUUUCAAUCCGCCGUCGGUUUCUUUGGCCAUGGGGCUCAGAAGCAUCGGGGAAAAAAUGGAGCUUUUGUGGAAGGGCGCCGUCGACAUGGCCCGCGCCAUUUUGCCUAAGAAAAAGAGCGAGGGUUUUGAUGAAAAAGACGACGAUUCUUCUUCUUCCGUUGUCUGCGAGGAGCUCCGAAAGUGGGUUCCGCAUCUUUAUGUUAAUGACAGUGAUUACAUUUGUUGUUAUUAUAAUGAUGAGUCGAAUAAGGAGAAUUCUGGUAAGUUGGUUGAGGGGCGUGAGGAGGUGAAGAGUGUGGUUGCGAAGCUUUAUGUUAUGUCGAAAGGGCCCAGGAAGUUUUUGGAGGCGCACGGUUUGCAGCAAUGGUGGUCGGUUGAAUCAGAGCUUCAGAUGGGGCUUAAUAGCAGUAGAUUGAUACAGAGGCAGCUCAGUUCUUUGGGUGUUUCUCCUCAAUUGAAGGAAAGCCGGAGAUGACGGGAGAUUCUGGGAUUAUGAUUAUGGUUAUGGCGAUUUUUUGUUCAGGGACCGUUGUAGUGGGUAUCGUGUGAAGCAGAGAAAGGUCUGAGUCGUUAGUGACCGUUUAUUUUAUUUUUUUGUAUUUAAUAAGAGGAUAUCAUGGCUGUGGUAGUGAUAUUGAUUGCAUUCUUUCCGUUGGAGCGCGGGGACGCAACGGUCCGAUUGUUGAAUUUUGAAAUAAUUAAUUAUCUUGGAAAUUCAAUUCGCUUUCGAUGAUAAUUGUGGGAUCUGUCAAGGACCAUUUUUUAAAAGGUCGAGUUGAUUUGGUACCAAAUAAAGGUUUAAUUGUUUCUUUAUAAUUAUAAUUGUGCGUAACAUUUUUAUG
Cryptomeria japonica (Japanese cedar) is the source of this 1633-nucleotide messenger RNA. RefSeq names its product GDSL esterase/lipase At4g10955. The transcript has 2 exons. The record is from RefSeq and is a predicted model, not a curated record. NCBI's taxonomy places the organism in Eukaryota, Viridiplantae, Streptophyta, Pinopsida, Cupressales, Cupressaceae. Bases 157 to 1266 code for a protein of 369 amino acids.